AGGUCUAUACAUUUAAUUCCUGAGCGAUUCUUCAUUUUCCUCCGAAAUCAAAGUCUGUAUAAAUUCCUUCGAAAAGCAGGGGGAAUACAAAAGGCAAAACAAAGAGAAAAAAGAAAAAGCCAAAAGCAGCGGAAUUUCAAGCAUGGCAGCAAAAGUGGUGGUUUCACGGCCGGUAACCUUCGUUACCGGAAACGCAAAGAAGCUGGAAGAAGUCCGCGCUAUCAUCGGAAAAUCCAUUCCUCUCCGAUCUAUGAAGAUUGAUCUUCCUGAACUGCAAGGUGAACCUGAAGACAUUUCCAAAGAGAAAGCUCGUUUAGCUGCUCAAAAGGUGAAAGGACCUGUCUUGGUGGAGGAUACGUGUCUGUGUUACAAUGCGCUUAAAGGACUUCCAGGGCCAUACGUAAAGUGGCAUUUGGAUAAGACUGGUGUUGAAGGUUUGUACAAGUUAUUGACUGCGUAUGAUGACAAGUCAGCAUUUGCAUUAUGUGUAUUCUCUUUUGCCCUUGGACCUGAUUCUGAACCCAUUACAUUUUCUGGGAAAACUAUGGGUACGAUAGUUCCUCCAAGGGGACCCAGGGAUUUUGGAUGGGAUCCAGUCUUUCAACCUGAUGGAUAUGAAGAAACUUUUGCGGAAAUGUGUAAGGAAGAAAAGAACAAGAUUUCUCACCGCUACAGGGCACUUUCUUUGGUGAAAUCUCAUUUUGUUGAAGUUGGAUAUGAAUUUGCAAUGGAAGACUCUAAUGAGAAUGACCAAAGUGCAUCAGACAAGAGUAAGGAAGAUUCUACUGGCAAGAAUGAUCAUGCUGCCACUGCAGCUAAUAAUGAUCAAGCUGCAUCUGCACUAAUCGUCGACCAAACUGCAUCUGCACCUGAUGAUGAUCAAACUGCAUCUGCACCUAGCAAGAGGAAAAGGGAAAAUGGCGAAGGGUUGGAGAAAACAGAAGAGGAGGAAGCAUCUGAGAAAAAGCUGAAGGGGGAUGAGAACUAAAGUCACCAGGGAUGUUGGCUUAACUUGUUACCGCUUUUUGAAUAGAGAGAAACACAGCAUCUCUAUCUAGUUUAAGAUAGAUUUUGGAGUAUUGUGUUUUUUGAAACUUAUUUCUUAUUCUGAAGUUACCAUGCCAUAUUAGAGCAGUAUAGUACUCUAUCUUCAAUAUGAACCUUUUGAUGUACUUAAAAUUCUAUUAUGAGCUUUUAGUGUUUCAUAUGAUUUCAUGUUUGGUUA
This is a messenger RNA of Ricinus communis (castor bean), 1225 nucleotides long. RefSeq names its product inosine triphosphate pyrophosphatase. Gene Ontology annotation, molecular function: nucleoside triphosphate diphosphatase activity. The transcript has 9 exons. NCBI's taxonomy places the organism in Eukaryota, Viridiplantae, Streptophyta, Magnoliopsida, Malpighiales, Euphorbiaceae. Bases 143 to 988 code for a protein of 281 amino acids. Gene Ontology annotation, cellular component: cytoplasm. The record is from RefSeq and is a predicted model, not a curated record. Gene Ontology annotation, biological process: nucleoside triphosphate catabolic process.